GCAGUUCUCCUCUCUACACGUUCUGUGGUGAAAUCGCACAGCUAGUGUAGUUCUCUAACCCAGGGCUGUACGGAACUCCAGCGGUAAUGAAAGACCAACUGCGAGGAAGCAGAGCAUAUUCAAGAUAGCGUGUCGGUAAAGAACCAGCCAGACAAAAUGUCCUGGACAAACGGACUCCUCACCAGCUGCCUUGUGCUCGCCAGCCUGCUGUUCAGUUCAGAGGCAGUGCCGAUCAGUGUAGACAAGACUAAAGUGAAGGUACCGGAGGAGACGGUGCAGGAGCCACCCCAGAGUGUGGACACUGGACUGCAUUAUGACCGCUACCUCAGGGAAGUUAUCGACUUUCUCGAAAAAGACCAGCAUUUUAGAGAAAAGCUGCACAACACAGACAUGGAGGAUAUAAAGCAAGGGAAGCUGGCUAAAGAACUGGACUUCGUCAGCCAUCAUGUGAGAACUAAGCUGGAUGAAUUGAAAAGGCAGGAGGUGAGCCGGCUGAGGACGCUGAUCAAAGCUAAACAAGACAUCGAAGGAGGCAACGAUAUGGCUGUGGACCACCAGGCCUUACUGAAGCAGUUUGAGUAUCUAAACCACAUGAACCCUCACACGUUUGAGGUGGAGGAUCUGGACAGACUCAUCAAAUCGGCUACAAAGGAUUUGGAGAAUUUUGACAAGGAGCGACAUGAAGAGUUCAAGAGGUAUGAAAUGAUGAAAGAGCACGAGCGUCGAGAGCACCUGAAGACGCUGGACGAGGAGGGCAGGAAGAAGGAAGAGGAGCACUAUGAGGAGAUGAAGAAGAAGCACGCUGAUCACCCCAAAGUCAAUCACCCAGGCAGUCAGGAUCAGCUGAAAGAGGUUUGGGAGGAAGCAGAUGGUCUUGACCCAGAAGAUUUUGACCCAAAAACUUUCUUCAACCUUCAUGAUACGAAUGGAGAUGGAUUCUUUGAUGAGCAAGAGUUGGAGGCCCUGUUUACUAAAGAGUUGGAGAAGAUCUAUGAUCCUACGAAUGAGGAGGACGACAUGGUGGAGAUGGAGGAAGAGAGGCUGCGAAUGAGAGAGCACGUCAUGAAUGAGGUUGAUGCCAACAAGGACAGACUGGUGUCCUUAGAUGAGUUCUUGAUUGCUACAAAGAAAAAGGAAUUUCUAGAGCCAGAUAGCUGGGAGACUCUGGAGCAGAACCAGGCCUACACGGAGGAGGAGAUGCGGGAGUUUGAGGAGCACCUAGCCAAGCAGGAGGAGGACCUAAACCUGAAAGCCGUUGAUCUGCAGAAGCAGCGUGAAGAGCUGGAGAGACAACAGGAGCAGCUCAACGCCCAGAAAAUCCAACUCCAACAGGCUGUAGAGCACAUGGAACGAUUAAAAAAGACAGAGCAACCAUCUGAAGUUCAUGUUGAAGGCAAUGCUGUUCCAGAGGUACUUCAGCAUGACCAGGCCCUGCUCACUGAACACCAGCCAGCCCCUCCAGACCAAGAACACCCUGCAGCUCAGAAUGACAUUGCCCAGCAAGAUCUAAGUCAAGGCCACCCAAACCAGUCCCAGGACGGUCAGCCGCUGCCUCAUGAUCCCAACUCGGUCCAUGGUGCCCCAUAGGCGCCCUAGACCACAGACAGGUAGUGUGGGCCUUGACUGUAUAGAUUAACAUGCCUGCCACCACACUUAGAGACACGAACCGUUCAUACCUCCUCUCCAGUGUCGGGAGUCAGUGGAAAACAACAGCCCGAGUCCACCUGUGAUCUAUAGAUUUCUCGGUUUUAGAGGCUGCUUCUCUCAGAAGUGUUGUAAUAUGAUCGAUGCUAAGUUCUCUGAAGAAGUUGAAUACAAUUCAUAAUUUCUUUCCAUAAUGUUUUUCUCAUAUGGUUGACAUUAUUUGGCCUAUCGUUAUGGAAUGGUAUCUGUGUGGUUUGUUUUGCACAUUAAUUUGUACUUUAUUUUUAUUUCUAAAAUUUUAAACGCCACUGUAAAAACAACGAAAACAAACAUUGUGGUUUGGGAAGUAAAUAUAAUAAUGUUUUACAUGGUGGGUGAUGUUUAUUCUGGUCUUCAUAUUAGGACUGUCCUGAAAUUUGUAGACCAGUGCAGCUUUAAAGUACACUGAAAACAAGGCUAGCCUGCAGGGAGAACAUUAGGUGUAAGGUCCAGGUAUUUCAAUAAAGAAUGCAAUUUUGGGAGAAACUUUUGGGAUGAUUUUAUAUGUACACAUUUUAAAGGAUUUUUGCCAGCUUUUAGCAUUUUUAAAAGGGCUACUUUUCCAGAUAUAUUAAUUCAGCAAUUGGACAAGAGAACAAUGUAACUGGGCAUUUCUAAUGCACUAUUAAAUCCAAUCUGUCUUCAGAAAAAUAGCCCAUAGAAAUCAAGUGGCAAGAACUUUUGUGUUUUAUCGCAAUCAGAGUUGUUUAGUAAUUGUAGUGAAUCAGGCCAUCAUAGAGACAUAAUAAUGCAGGUUUUGCCGGUUAAUAUGAAAGUAAUAGUCAGAAAUAGUGGGCCAGUAUUCUGUACACAGAUUAAGGAAGGGUUUUCAGUGUAACAUAGUCUAAGACAAGAUAAGGAGUUGUAGUAGAUUUCCACUGGUGGAACAAUUUAAUCUAAAAAAACAAACAAGCUUAAUUUGUAUCUGGAAACUGUCCUGUAAACAAUUCUCAGACUAUAGUCCGAAGUAUACAAACACAAUGCGGAUGACACACCUGUACUUUAGACUGUACACAGUUCUGUUGACAAAGAAAUCCAGAAUCUAUUUUGUUGUAAAUUCCAGUUAUUUUAUCUUACCUGCUUUGUGGAGGAGCAACAUAAUCAUUGUAUUCAAGCCAUUUACAGUGUGCGCCCACUGCAAGGCGCAUCAUAGUAUUCUUGUGUUUGCACAAAAUGAGUAAUUUAUCUAUUGUUUUAUCUACUGGUUACGUAGAACUUUGCGUGCUAUUCUGAAGAUAUUAAAGUGGUUGAGGCAUUCCA
This is a messenger RNA of Colossoma macropomum (tambaqui), 2943 nucleotides long. It is a transcript of the gene nucb2a, whose product is annotated as nucleobindin 2a. Bases 157 to 1587 code for a protein of 476 amino acids. NCBI's taxonomy places the organism in Eukaryota, Metazoa, Chordata, Actinopteri, Characiformes, Serrasalmidae. The transcript is spliced from 13 exons. Gene Ontology annotation, cellular component: extracellular exosome; endoplasmic reticulum-Golgi intermediate compartment. The record is from RefSeq and is a predicted model, not a curated record. Gene Ontology annotation, molecular function: calcium ion binding.